UUGUAUACAAUAAUUUCGGCCGUCAAAGGGAUAGAACGGAAAAACGGAAAUAAAACAAUUAAAAAAUAAUUACUGUGAAAGUUAAUAAGUUUCUGUGUGUGCGUAUGCAUUACUUGGCUGUUGGAGAAAACAAAGCUGACCAAUUUCCCACAAGUCAGUGGGUGCGUGUGUGUUUGUGCUACAUUUUGUAUACAAAAAGAAAUUGUAAAGAGGAAAAAUAUCCUUGAGGUUGUUUUGAAAGAAAUUUUCAAGAAUUUAUCAUUGGUAGAUUAUUUGGUUUUAUGUAACAACUUGUUGCCUGCUAUCUGUAAUAAAAGGACGAUAAGUUUAUACGAAAAAUAAAUCUCCUUAUGUGAACGACGUAAAUAUUGAUUUUCAUAUUGAAUAUUGAAUAUACCUGCUGUAAAACCACCCCCGCCCAACACAUACUCGUAGUCAAAACUAAUAACACAGCGCAUAGAAUGUGGGCAUCGCGUAUAAAAAUAAAAUGUGAAUAACAUCGUUGGUCAUAGCCCCAAUAGCAGUAGCAGCAACAGCAGCGGGGGUGAGGGUGCAGUAGCACUAUUAGCCCAGGAGGAAAGCGGCAACUGAUGAAGGACAACGAAAGGAAGUGCCCAAAGCUUAAUAGUCAUUCUAAGAAAAUGCCUGCAAUUGAUGCCAUAGAAAACUUUCCACAUCAACGUCCUCUUUUCCCCUUGGAUCAUACGCCCCACGAGAAUGGUGGCAGCAGCAGUCACGGUAGCUCCAAAAACUCCUCCACCUCCUCCUCCUCCAAACUGAGGACAUGGUCGGCACUGCUGCGUGUUAUACAACUUAAUUGGAAAAUAUUUUUGUCCGCCUUGGCAGUGACAUUGCUGGCCAUCAUAUGGUAUUAUCCCAUAUUCUUUCUGUUCAUACUGUUUGUUUUGUAUUCGCUGCUUCUGGUUGUUGCCGCUGUGGCUGGGACAGUUUACAUUCAUUACUUGUUUACCACAAAGGAGCCGCCAAAGCCAAACCGCGAACCACUAAAUGUUCUAUACAAUGCCACACAAAAUAGUCUCUUUGAUCUCCCCAAACCCAUUAAGAAUGCCACAAAUUUACCAUUGAUAUUUGGCAAAACUGUGGAUUUGCAAAUUCAACAAAUUAUUGAAUAUGUUUUAAGAGAUUUUAUGACGCCAUGGCUGGGAUAUGUGGUGACCAAACCCAAACUCAUGAAUGAUAUUGUCCGCGAGGACCUAUGGAAUGCCAUACAGAAAAUGCAUGAAAGGGCCAAGAAAAUGGAUGCACCGAAGCUUAUAGCAGUCGAUAUGAUUAACAGAGUUACAGUUCAUUUGGAAAAGAUACGAAUAUCUGAAGCUAGGGCAGCUGAAAUGAAUGUAGCUCCAGUAUUUUCAACCAAUUCCUAUUUGGCCAACGAAGAGAAGGAAAUGGAGUUUCUAAGAAAAUUGUGUGAGAUUAUGGUUAUACUGCUGCUUCCACGCGGCUAUUCAUUACCACCGCUAAAAGUGCUGUUAAGUGAAAUUCUAUCCUACAAAAUAUUUUUUCCCAUGAUCAAAAUGUUAACAUCACCCGACUAUAUCAACCAGAAAGUUGUACAAAACAUUGAGGGUCGUUUGGCCGCAGCUGCCAUCAGUAAACGCAGCUAUGAAUAUGCUGCCAGUUUUGAGGAUUUUCUCAAAGUAAUCAACAAUUGUGGCAAUCUUGAGGAAUUGUCUCUAAUACGAAAAAGUAUUGUCAACGAUUUGAUGCAUGCAACCACAGUACAAAAUCUCCAACGUGCCAAAGGUAUUGAUCCCGACAAUGAUCCGGACCACAAUCUCUCCAAAUCGGAAGUAUCGGCUGCUAUGCGUUUGAAACGUUAUGUGGCCCAGUUAACCUAUGCCAAGAAUAUGUGCGAAAAGAACUUGGAGAAAUUUGGUUGGAAUGGUAACUAUUCGAGUGAUUUGGAUUUGUCGCUAGUGGAAAUACUCAACACAGCCAUAGGAAGGCGUUAUUUUACCAUAUUUUUGGAGCCCCUUAAAGCCAGUGCUUUGGUGGGCUUCUACAUGGCCGUUGAGGAAAUGAAACAUGCCCCCAAAAAUGCAGCCCAUCAAUUGGGCACCGAAAUCUUCUAUACCUACAUACGAGUACCAAAGUCCGAAAUACAAUUUGACAAACACGAACGUAAACUAAUAGAAACAUUCCUACUGGGCGAUUCGGGACCAGAAAUAUUCUAUGACUUGCAGAAACAAAUUCUGAAAACCCUGGAAGAAAAGUACUAUCCCCCUUUUGUAUUGAGCGAACAAUAUCGUUUGCUAAAGGAAGCCCUAGACUCCGAUGACUACAAAGAUCCCACCUUAAUAAUAGGCUCAUUAAGUGAUAAUCACGAGGAUGUUGCUGUCGCUUUAGAUGGUCUGGAAGUUGGUGCAACGGGCACCAUCGAUGUGGCAGCUCAUACAUCAUAUGCGCGUAAGAAACUAGAACAAAUACAGGAACGUAUAGAUAAGAAAAAUCAAGCUUUGGAUGCUUUAAAAUAUUCCGUUAAACCCGACUCAAAAGUACUACAAAUUUUGGAAAAAGAAAUGGAAUGGCUGAAGAAUGUGAAGCGACAAACUGAGGCACAUUUACGUCGUACCGAUGCAUGGACUGAACAUUUGGGUCGCUGGAAAGCCACGCUACAAAGUGUGGAGAUUUCCGAUGAAAAGGAAUCCCUACAAUUUAUGAUUCUAGUACAUGUAGACGAGGACAUUAAUACACCGCCUUCGCUAAAGCAUUCGUCAGGAAGAGUCGAAGCUAGACCCGGUAGCAUAUCAAGUGGCUGGGUUGUAAUGAGAUCAUUGAACCAAGUUCAUGAAUUACAAAGAAAGCUGAGACAUGUUAGUGCCAAUCUAAAGUCAUUUGACCUGCCAACAAAUUUUAAGUUUUUCUUUUUGAAAAACGAUAAGCACGCUUUGGAGAAGGCUAAACUGCAAAUACAGAAAUUCAUCAAUCUCAUAUUAGAGGAUGAUCAUCUCAAUGGAAGUGAAGCCAUUUACACUUUUCUUAGUCCCAGUUCGGAUCAUUUGAAACAAUCGUUACCUUCUCCGAAAAAAUCCAAAUUUUCUCUAUCCACGCUGUUUAAAACGGAAACAGGCAAAUCAUCAGAAUCUUCUUCGAAAGCAUCGGAUCCUUUUUGGGGUUUACAACGUGAUGACGAAGACAUAUCUACAUAUUUGGAAGGUGUUCCUACCGGUGAUAAUAAACUAAUGGCUGAUUUGGAUAGCAAAGAUUCCAUAGCGGAACCUUUGUAUGCGCUAAUGGGAGAAAUAUUCGAUAUGGGUGGCGUUUUUAAAUGGCUACGCAAAAGUCUAAUUUCAUUUGUACAAAUAACAUAUGGUCGAACUAUUAAUAGGCAAAUUCGUGAAUCUGUAUCAUAUUUGUUCGAGGAAUCUAUGCUUCACUAUUACUUUUCGGCCAUUUUGAAAUCAUUUUGGCCUGGUGGAGUUCUAGCAUCGGCAUAUCCCGUCAGAUCAGACGAUAUGAAGGAAAUGACAACAAAUGCGGCCAAGGCUCUACUUAUGGAUAAUAUACCAGAGGUUUUAUGUAAUUUGGUUGGAGCCCAAGCUGCUAAACGUGGUAUACUGAAAGUAUUUGAUGCUCUACAAAAUCCCGUCUAUAAUAAGCAAUUAUUUUAUGAACUUUUGGAAAUCCUUAUGAUGGAAUUCUUUCCCGAAAUAAAACAAUUAAAAAUCCAUACACCCAUAACAAGCAUACAAACAUCUCAACAUUCCUCGGGAGUUAGUGGUAGCGGUGGUGGUGGUGGUGGUGGUGCCAGCAGCAACAGCGGUACCGGCAUUACUGGAAGCAGUGCCAACAUUAGCGUUUCAACAAAUAAAUCACAAAAUAAUAAUCAGAACGACAAAUAUCCUUUGGAUAAACACAAUACCCACCAUAGCAGUGAUAAGCAUUCAAACAAUCAUCAUCAUCACCAUCAUCAUCAGCAUCAUCUCACUACAGGAAAGUAAAACUUAUAUAGAAUUUCGUAACGAAACCCACAACGUUAUUAGGUGCUAAAAUUGUAUUGUAUUAUGUGUAUCAUAUAUAUAUAUGAAUAUAUAUUUAAUUUAAAAAAAAAUGUGUAAAACAUGCCAUUUGUAUAUGUGGGCACUAUUGAACCUAACUCGAAUUAACAUUUCCUUUUUUGCAAAAUGUUUUAAUUUUUAAUUCCAUUUUAAUUUCAGACUUGAUACUAAAUGGGGUUUUUACAUAGAUUUACAUGAAUGUGAUGUUGUUUCUAUUGUUAUAAUUAAUUAUUAUUAUUAAUUUAUUGUUAUAAAAUCUAUAUAAUUUUGAAAUAUAUUGUAUUAUUUCAAUGCAAUCACUAAAAUAAGAGUAUGAACCAAAAUUAUUGGUAACAUGAUAUUUCAGGGUAUACCAAGUCAAAAGUAGUGGCAACAAAAACCAAUGCUGUUACUUUGAUAUGUUGGUUUUUUUUAGACUUUUCUCUUUGACUUGGCCUAUUAUGGAUUCAUGUUAUCCUAGCAAGCAAUUUAAAUAUUCUGAUUGAAAAAUUUAAGAAAAUGCAGUAUUAAAAACCAGCAUAAAAGUUACAAAAUUUUAGUUCAGAAAUUUAUAUAAAACAUUCCAAAGAUUUGUAUAGUAUCACAAUAAUACCAUGACUGUUUGAUAUUGAUUUGAAUUUUAAAGCUUGUCACUAAUUUCUAGUAAUAAUACCUAUUACUUUGGGUAUAUUUGGACCUGAUGAACCAUACAAUAAAUAGUUUUUAAUAUACACAUUUUAUUUAAACUCCUUUGACUUUAUGACUUAUAAAAAACUAGCUGAACACUGGGGUGUUUCUCUACUCCCUAAAAAGACAUUUCCAACUCAAAAGUGUGAUAUACUUAAAUUGCCCUCACUAGUUGUCCUCCCAAGGCAGCCGGUUGUACGUACCUUAUUGACCCGAUAAAGUCCUUCAUCGGCAAGGACUGCCGCCUCAGUGUUUAAUACACUGCUACAACAACAAUAACUAGUUGUCCUCCCAAGGCAGCCGGUUGUACGUACCUGAUUGACCCCAUGAAGUCCUUCAUCGGCAAGUGCUGCCGCCUUAGUGUACAACAAACUGCUACAACAACAACUAGUUGUGGGUAUUUAGAAUACUUAUGCAGAAUAAGUUGGAGGUCACUUGAGUAGCAACCUUGGUUACUAGCCAUGUCGUCGGAGACUUUGGGUCCACUGUCUGAACUCAGAGAUACACCAUAGCGCAUUGUAAGACAUCGAAAACGAAAAAAUAAUAAAACCAACGCAUAAAACAAAAAAAAAACGAAA
Molecule: messenger RNA, 5263 nt
Organism: Stomoxys calcitrans (stable fly)
Lineage: Eukaryota; Metazoa; Arthropoda; Insecta; Diptera; Muscidae
Gene: snz
Product: sorting nexin-25
Exons: 11
Coding region: 591-3962 (1123 amino acids)
Cellular component (GO): intracellular membrane-bounded organelle
Molecular function (GO): phosphatidylinositol binding
Source: RefSeq, a predicted model, not a curated record